AUGUCUUCCUCUGACCCCUUGGAAUCCGAACCCUCUGUCGCGGAGCGCGAACGUCAGGAUCGAGAGCACAGAGAAAAGGAAGCUGCAGAACAAGCCAAGCUACCCUAUAAAUGGACGCAGACCAUUGGCGACGCGGAUGUGACCAUUGUAGUCCCGGCAGAGGUCAGGGGGCGUGAUUUAGAUGUUGUCCUGACAAAAACAAAGAUCAGGGUUGGACUGAAGGGAAAGGAGCCCAUCAUUGAUGGUGAUUUUCCUCACCCAAUUCAUGUUGACGAAUCCACCUGGACGCUUGAGCCCACUUCAAACCCUCCCGGAAAGGAGGUAUCCAUUCAUCUCGACAAAGUCAAUAAAAUGGAAUGGUGGUCACACAUCAUCACCUCCGCUCCCAAGAUAGAUGUCACCAAAAUCCAACCAGAAAAUUCCAAACUGAGCGAUCUAGAUGGUGAGACAAGAAGCAUGGUUGAGAAAAUGAUGUACGACCAGAGACAGAAGGAGAUGGGAAAGCCAACUAGCGAUGAAGAAAAGAAGAUGGAAAUGCUAAGAAAGUUCCAGGAACAGCAUCCAGAAAUGGAUUUCUCGAAUGCGAAAAUUGGAUAA
Molecule: messenger RNA, 597 nt
Organism: Coccidioides posadasii C735 delta SOWgp
Lineage: Eukaryota; Fungi; Ascomycota; Eurotiomycetes; Onygenales; Onygenaceae
Biological process (GO): protein folding
Cellular component (GO): cytoplasm
Source: RefSeq, a predicted model, not a curated record